UUCUUCUCGCUUCUUAGCAGUAUGGACACUACUAGAGGUUAAAGUGACAUUGAAGAUUCUUCAUACCUCGAAAAGUCAAAAAAAGACAAGAAGGAAAAAGAUGAUCAGAUAAAGUAAAUUAUCCUUAAAUAUUGAAGAGAAGUCCAUGUAACAAAUGUGCAAUGCUAUGCAUGUGAUUAAAUAAAUGUUCUUUCUGUAAUGUUUGAUUAGGGGCUCUCAUGACAUCAUCGUGAAAAUGGACACAGGCUAACUGUUCAAAUAUCCAACGGCUAUGAGCCCAAGAAACCUGUUAAUUUUGGGUUUUCUUGUAGAUAAAAAGUGAACCAAUACACAGACUUUUCUGAAGAGUAGUGACUUAUGGAGAUUUUUCCUUUUUCCUUUUUGUAAGUUUGUAUAAGAAGUGAAGAAGGAACUGCUUCAGUGGCUUUUGUUCUGCCGAGGAACAACAAACCCCAAACUGCAUUCUCCGUGCCAAGGAAGGUUAGAUUUUUUUCAGAAUGUCAGAAUUCUCACUUAAAUGGACCAGGAUGCUAGACCAGCUGAAGCUGGGGCAGUGGAUAUAAGACCAAGCAAUUCCGGGGUUCCACAGGGGGAAGUGAAUAGUCGAUUAGAGCAAAAGAGGAUUGAUUAUUCAAGAGAAAAGAAAAAGACCCUGCAGGCUCGUUAUAUAUACGGCAUCAUCUUCUUGAUCAUAAAUCUUAAAGCUUGGUUUUUUCGCGAUUACGGGCAAAGGGUUCUAUCUCAUUUCUAUAAUAUAAAAGCUUGUGGAAUUGACGGACAAGAUUGCUGUCAUACAUUGGGCGUUCUUCGUGUGAGUUUAGGAUGCUUCAUAUUUUUCUCUGUUAUGUUUUUCACCACUAUAAAAACAAGAAAAUUAUAUGAAGCUCGCAGUAGCUGGCAUUCAGGAUGGUGGGCAGUGAAGCUUGUUCUAUUGAUUGUAUCAAUGGCAGUACCAUUCUUCCUCCAUUCAAAAUACAUUCAAAUAUAUGGAGAAUUUGCUAGAGUUGGUGCUGGAAUUUUUCUUGUUCUUCAACUUGUAAGCGUAAUUGAGUUCAUCACCUGGUGGAAUAAUUACUGGAUGCCUGAUGAACAAAAGAAGCAAAGUUGCUCCCUUGGAUUGUUCAUGUCAACAAUUUUCUAUCUUGCUUCUGUUUGUGGAAUUGUGGUGAUGUACGCUUUCUAUGGACGGAAAGUUGAAUGUUCGCUAAACAUAUUCUUCAUUACAUGGACUGCCAUUCUUCUUAUAGUGAUGAUGGCUAUGUCCUUACACUCAAAGGUCAAUAGAGGCCUUUUGUCUUCUGGGAUUAUGGCUUCAUACCUUGUCUUCCUCUGUUGGUCUGCCAUAAGAAGUGAACCCGCCAGUGACUAUUGCAACAAACAAAAAGCAAAUGGAAAUAGUGACUGGACCACCAUACUUAGUUUCCUGUUCGCAAUUGGUGCCAUUGUUAUGGCCACAUUUUCCACAGGAAUUGAUUCACAAUCAUUUCAGUUCCGCAAUGAUAAUGUUCAAGAGGAUGAUGGUAUCCCUUAUGACUAUGGGUUUUUCCACCUUGUAUUUGCUUUCGGGGCCAUGUACUUCGGAAUGUUAUUCAUCAGUUGGAACCUGAACAACUCAGCAAGAAAGUGGAGCAUUGAUGUUGGCUGGGCAAGUACAUGGGUGAAAAUCGUGAAUGAGUGGUUUGCAGCAACAAUAUACUUAUGGAAGUUGAUUUCCCCAACUGUAAGACAGACCAAAGUCAUGGAUCAUGAAGAUUCAGUUAGACAGACAGUUGUUAAUGUAGCCUUGCCGUGAUCUCGUUCAGCAGUUGAAAUUGUAGCAUAUCUCCCUUGCACUUAGGUUUAUCUCGUUAUCUCUCAUCAUUUAUUUAUAGGCAGAUUCAUGGCGUCCUUAGCUCAAAACCCAAAGAACACGUAAAAACCACAAAAACAAUGGAUCAUGUACCAUUUUUUGCAUCUAGUUAACCCUGAUUUCCUUUCCUGCAAUAA
Messenger RNA from Populus trichocarpa (black cottonwood), 1986 nucleotides. RefSeq lists its product as uncharacterized. Gene Ontology annotation, cellular component: membrane. Lineage: Eukaryota; Viridiplantae; Streptophyta; Magnoliopsida; Malpighiales; Salicaceae. The record is from RefSeq and is a predicted model, not a curated record. The transcript is spliced from 13 exons. The coding region runs from base 518 to 1792 and encodes 424 amino acids.